This is a messenger RNA of Babjeviella inositovora NRRL Y-12698, 1440 nucleotides long. RefSeq names its product Pdx1p (gene PDX1). The transcript has 2 exons. The record is from RefSeq and is a predicted model, not a curated record. The annotation marks the transcript as partial. Gene Ontology annotation, molecular function: dihydrolipoyllysine-residue acetyltransferase activity. Gene Ontology annotation, cellular component: pyruvate dehydrogenase complex. Gene Ontology annotation, biological process: pyruvate decarboxylation to acetyl-CoA. NCBI's taxonomy places the organism in Eukaryota, Fungi, Ascomycota, Pichiomycetes, Serinales.
GAUGAUUAGAGCAGCCACAUUGCGCAAGGCCUUAGUGCCUGCCAGAAUUAGAGCAUUCUGUAUGACUCCGUCCCGCUUUGCGGCGACCGCGUUCAAGAUGCCAGCCAUGUCGCCAACCAUGGAGGAAGGCGGGAUUAUCGAAUGGAAAUUCCAGCCAGGUGAGGCAUUCACUACCGGUGACGUGCUUUUGGAGAUCGAAACGGAUAAGGCGACGAUCGACGUUGAGGCGCAAGACGAUGGGAUCUUGGCGAAGAUCUUGCUGAAGGAUGGCGAUAAGAAAAUUCCAGUCGGUCAGACUAUUGCGUUUUUGGCGGAAGAGGGUGAUGUUUUGGCUGAUUUGGACUAUACCGUUGAAAGUGCUGCCCCGGCAACUCCUGCUCCAAAGGAAAUUCCAAAGGAAACUCCAAAGGCGGCAGUUCCAGUCCUGACUCCUGCCCCGGCUCCGACCCCAACAGCCAAACCCCCACAGACCCCAGCCAAGUCUGGAAAGUCUGCCUCUGUUUUUGGGCCUGCCAAUGCUGCCACCAACCACAAGCUCCUUCCUUCUGUGGAGCUUCUCCUCCACAAGAACCACAUUUCGCAAGCUGAUGCGAUCGCAAAGAUCCCAGCGUCCGGACCAAAGGGCCGCUUGCUCUUCGGUGACGUGUUGGCGUACCUCGGCCAGGCCUCUGCGGAUAACAUUAGCUUCUUCACCCUGUACCUCCAGUCGAAGGAGCAUCUCGACUUGUCCAACAUUGUACUCAGGGUUCCAGAAGCGCCUAAGGCCACCAAGCCGGCUAAGGUCUUGCCUCCAACACAGAUCGUCAGAGCAUACGCCUUGCCGAUCGCCCAGACGCAGAAUGCGGGAGGGUUGGCCGAGCUUUUGGACGAUUGCUAUGAGGCUGCCAGUGAGGCCUACGACUCUAGAUACCGCACCAAGUCAGCCCUUGUGGACCCAGUCUUUGAGGAGUUAUUACAGGCUGGUAAAUCCGAUGCGAUCGUUAUGGCUGUCGAGGUGCUCGACGCUGCUGUCCCACCAAAGGCCGCUGCUUUGGACCUUGACGACUUGUUUGAUGACUUGAUGAGCCUCCCAACUCAGAAAACCGUCGCCGAAGCGGCCGUCACCCCUAGCUUGAAGAUCACAGUGAACAUCUCCAAGUCCUACGACGGCUUGGACAGAGCCAGGUUCUUCAUCGACGCGUACGAGCAGUGUUUGAAGGACAUCAGCGAGGUUUCACCGCAACGCAUUGAAGACAAGUUGGUGUAGAGACUUGAAAAGUGAUGAAUGAAAAUAUACAUGAAAAUAUACAUGGGAAACAUUAAACACGGGAGUAGAGGAAAUUCAACGGGGGGGAUAUAGAACCACAGAAAAGUGCACUAUAUUGUGUGAAUAUCAGAUAGGGGAAUGUGCACCGAUUAUAAAACUAAUUCGCAAAACGCACUCUAAAAGCUUCUACUGGU